Messenger RNA from Hibiscus syriacus, 544 nucleotides. Its product is annotated as WRKY transcription factor 6-like. Gene Ontology annotation, biological process: regulation of DNA-templated transcription. The transcript has 2 exons. The record is from RefSeq and is a predicted model, not a curated record. Gene Ontology annotation, molecular function: sequence-specific DNA binding; DNA-binding transcription factor activity. The coding region runs from base 113 to 526 and encodes 137 amino acids. Lineage: Eukaryota; Viridiplantae; Streptophyta; Magnoliopsida; Malvales; Malvaceae.
UUAAUUUUAGUUUUAGUCCCUAUUCUAUAUCAAAUUUUGUGAUUUAGUAACUGAAUAAUGGUUCUUUUCUGCAUUGUUUCAGGUGGCACAAUUACAAGUGGAAUUGAGACGCAUGAGUGCCGAGAACCAGAAGCUAAAAGACAUGGUGAGUACUGUUAACAACAAUUACACUGCUCUUCAAACGCGCCUCGCAUCCUUAAUGCAACAUCAAAGAAAUCGGGGCGGAGCCGAUAACACCGAAGAAGGAAACCGAGGAAUCGGUAGAGAAGAAAGCCCCGAAUCCAACAAAGCUCGAAAGCUGAAUCCGAUGAAGCCAAUUGAUCAAUCCGGUACCGAGUCUACCAUGAGAAAAUCUCGUGUCUCUAUCCGAGCUCGAUCAGAAGCUCCCAUGAUAAGUGAUGGAUGUCAAUGGAGGAAUUACGGACAAAAGAUGGCGAAAGGAAAUCCCUGUCCUCGAGCUUAUUAUCGAUGUACAAUGGCAGUUGGAUGCCCCGUCAGAAAACAAGUAUGUUUCAGGGUUCGUUGAACUUAGGUUUAAAUGUUG